AUGUUGAUGAAAUUUGGUCUUCCCAGUGCUGAAGCCUGGAGCAAAGUGCCAGCACUUGAAGCGCCCAUUGCUCCAAGUCCCUUCACCAAUCCAUAUUUGACUAAAUUGUAUGAAGUUACAAUGAGAGGAUCAACUCCACUAACCAUUGCUAUUAUUUAUUUCACUUCUGUGCAUCUUAUGAAUAAAGUUGUUAGAAAUAGACAAAUUCGUAAACAACAACAAUUGGAAAAGUCAAGCGAUGGCAAGCAACAACCAGGAUCGAAAAAGAGAUUACCAGCCGCUCCUUAUUCCAUUUCCAAAACUUCAACUUUCAAACUUUUUGUCAUUUUACACAAUAUCUUUUUAUGUGUUUAUUCAGUAUGGACUUUUAUUCGUAUGAUUACAACUAUUGCAUCAACUAUGGAUAUUUUCAAAUUGGAAUUGAUUCCAUCAUUUUAUGAAAGUUUAAAAGUUGAAAAUUAUACUUUACAAAAAUUGGAUGUAUUUUUCCAAAGUGUUUGUGAUUCAAAGAGUGGAAUUUUCUCAAGAGUAAUUACGUCAACUCAAGGUUUGCACAAUUUGGAAAUAUUGGGAUUUUGGUUCUAUAUAUCCAAAUUUUAUGAAGUCAUUGAUACUGUUGUUAUUCUCCUCAAGGGACGCCCAUCAUCAUUAUUGCAAAGUUAUCACCAUGCAGGAGCAAUGAUGUGUAUGUGGGCAGGAGUUCGUUUCCAAUCACCACCGAUUUGGAUUUUUGUUGUAUUCAACUCAUUUAUUCAUUCAUUGAUGUACUUUUAUUUUACAUUAUCUUGCUUGCACAUUAGAGUCCCACAAGUGUUUAAAAAACUGUUGACAUCAAUGCAAAUCACUCAGUUUGUUGUUGGUGGAAGUAUUGCUGUUUUGCACAGCUUUGUUUGGAUUAUUGAUACCAGUAAGAUUGUCGGUGCCGAACAUAUGGAAUUGGUUAAUUGUAUUAGCACUCCAGAAAAAGCACUACCAUUGUUGAUUAAUGUUGCAUAUUUGACGCCAUUAACUGCUUUGUUUGCUGCUUUCUACAUUGAAAGUUAUUUCAAAACAAAGAACGCUUAA
This is a messenger RNA of Lodderomyces orthopsilosis Co 90-125, 1065 nucleotides long. RefSeq lists its product as uncharacterized. Gene Ontology annotation, cellular component: endoplasmic reticulum membrane. The transcript has a single exon. Gene Ontology annotation, biological process: sphingolipid biosynthetic process; very long-chain fatty acid biosynthetic process; fatty acid elongation, saturated fatty acid. Bases 1 to 1065 code for a protein of 354 amino acids. The record is from RefSeq and is a predicted model, not a curated record. Gene Ontology annotation, molecular function: fatty acid elongase activity. Lineage: Eukaryota; Fungi; Ascomycota; Pichiomycetes; Serinales; Debaryomycetaceae.